AUGAAGUCUAUUCCAAUACUCGCCCUCUCUGCGGGCCUAUUCGACGUAGCUUCCGGCUGCGGCGCUCACCUCCUCGCCAGAGCCAUGGAAGCCCGCGGCCCCAACGACUGUGUUGGCGGCACCGCACCACCAAGCAAGACUUUUGCCAUUACAAACGCGCAAAUCUUCAACGGAGUGGGCUUUGGUGUCCCCCAAACUGUUCUUGUGAAUGGUGGUAAAGUCGCUCUUGUCGGCGGGUCUGCUCCGCCUGGUAUUCAGGUCGUUGAUGGAAGGGGCAAGUUCUUGACUCCUGGUCUUAUCGACGGUCACGUUCACCCACAGAGUUGCGAAGCCUUGAGCAAUCUUACCGCCUAUGGUGUGACUACAGCCGUCAAUAUGGCUUGUUUGAAUUACACUGCCUGCGCGCAGCUCAAGCACCAGGCCGGUGUGGCGGACUACAUCACAGCCGGGUUCUUCGCCGUCGGACCGAAUAGUCUGCAUGCUCAGUUCUUCGGCGUGCCGCCAGACCAAACUCUUCAACCUGGCGCUGACUUGAACAAGAAUGUGGACUAUGUAUUUGGCAAUGGCUCAGACUUUUACAAGAUUGUCGCCGAGGAUAACGGCCCGACGCAGGACCAGCAGAACAGUCUUGUCAAGAUUGUUCGAUCUCGCGGCAAGGCGACUUACACGCAUGCCUCGUAUUUAUCUGCCUUUGCCCAAGCAAUCAUCUCCAAGUGCGAUGGUAUUCAGCACGUCCCCGCGAAUGGCACCCUUACUAGCACACAAGUCAAGCAAAUCGUGUCUCAGGGACAAUUUGUCACGCCGACAAUGGAAGUCUUUCGAUUUGCGUUUGCGAAUCCCGCGCUAGGUCCUCUGCUGGGACUCACACCCGCGGAUACAUAUGCCAAUGUGCAGGCUAACGUCGCGGCCCUGCACAAAGGGGGCGUCCCGCUGGCCGUUGGAACAGAUGCCGUUGGCAAUUUGGGGGGUAUUAUCAACUUUCCCUUUGGACAGUCUCUGCACUGUGAGUUGCAGAAUCUGGUGGCUGCGGGAUUUGGCAACGCCGAGGUUUUGAAGGCGGCUACGUCUGGGACUGCGAAGCUUUACAAGCUCAUGGACCGGGGGAACAUUUCUAUUGGCCAGCGAGCGGAUCUUGUGCUGUUGAAUAGUAAUCCGCUUGCUGAUAUUGCGAAUACGUUUGAUAUUAACAGGGUUUGGGUUGGGGGAGCAGAGGUUACCAGGAUUUUGAGCACCAAGGGGCAGACUUGUUAG
Molecule: messenger RNA, 1251 nt
Organism: Pochonia chlamydosporia 170
Lineage: Eukaryota; Fungi; Ascomycota; Sordariomycetes; Hypocreales; Clavicipitaceae
Product: amidohydrolase protein
Exons: 1
Coding region: 1-1251 (416 amino acids)
Molecular function (GO): hydrolase activity, acting on carbon-nitrogen (but not peptide) bonds
Source: RefSeq, a predicted model, not a curated record